Molecule: messenger RNA, 1468 nt
Organism: Cyprinus carpio (common carp)
Lineage: Eukaryota; Metazoa; Chordata; Actinopteri; Cypriniformes; Cyprinidae
Gene: avpr2l
Product: arginine vasopressin receptor 2, like
Biological process (GO): regulation of systemic arterial blood pressure by vasopressin; G protein-coupled receptor signaling pathway; positive regulation of vasoconstriction
Cellular component (GO): membrane
Molecular function (GO): vasopressin receptor activity; peptide binding
Source: RefSeq, a predicted model, not a curated record
UAAAGUUAAAACGUUAAAAUCUUAUGCAAACCUGUUCUGAUGAAGAAACAAAUUCAGCUUAAUAUGCAUCAUACAGAAAAUAGAAAAGGCUGUUUAAAGUCAUUUUAUAUAUACUGCAGCACUCUUAUGUCACUUUUCAUGGAUAAUAAUAUACAAAUCAUAGAUUAUAUUUAAAUGCUUAACCUUAUGGGAAUUAAAUUAAAGGCUACUUUGGUGAUGCCAGGUUGCGACUGACCUUAAAAAAAUUAAUGAGCUCAGCUGCUGAAAAACUGUCAAGUGUUUGUUCAGCGCGUAAUUGAAUGUAUGACUGAAUGCCUGACGUGCGUGAACACAGGUACCGGUGGUCGCGUUGGAGUCCUCAGCACCAAUUUGCGCCAUAGCGCAGCGUGCCAUGUGCGUCAGCGCUCAAGUGCAGCAGUCAAACACCUUCUCACAUAACACAUUUAACAGUCACAUAACUCUCUAAGGUAGGAUUUGAUUUACAAUGGCUGAUAACCUUAAUUGCAGCAGCGGUAACUGCUCCAGUGCGCAGGAAGCGUUUGGUUUAUCCGAGGGACACUUUGCGCUCGUGAAAGCUGCGGUUCUUGGGUGCAUUUUCGUGCUGGCAACAUUUAGCAAUUUAUUCCUCCUCCGUGCCCUUUGGAAAAGACGGAAAAGACGGACUCGGACUCAGCUGUUUCUUCUGCACCUGUGCCUGGCUGACCUGGUGGUUGCUUUCUUCCAAGUCCUGCCGCAGUUAUCCAUGGAGAUUACGCACCGGUUCAAAGGCUCCGAUCUGGUGUGCAGAGCGGUUAAGUAUCUUCAAGUGGUCGGGAUGUUCGCGUCCACUUACAUGAUAGUGGCCAUGACCAUAGAUCGAUUUCACGCGGUCUGCAAACCCAUGGUGUCGUUCUUUAGAGGGUCUUUCCGCAGGUAUGUUGCCAUAAGCGCAGCAUGGCUCAUCUCCCUGGCGUUCAGCGCUCCGCAGAUGUUCAUCUUCUCUCUCCAAGAAGUUGAGAAGAAUGUUUUCGACUGCUGGGCGACGUUUAUUGAGCCCUGGGGAAGUAGAAUAUACAUAACGUGGAUCACUCUGUCCGUGUUUGCUCUCCCAGCCGUAAUCUUGAUGUAUUGUCAGAUAAAGAUUUGCGCAGGGAUCUAUUUCAACAUGAAGAGGAAAGCCUUGCAGAGCAGCACAGGUGAUGGGCGCUCCAGCUCUAAAGGGGUAUCGAGCGCAAUGCUGAAGACUGUCAAAAUGACUUUUAUUAUUAUCCUGGUGUACACCCUCUGCUGGAGCCCGUUCUUCGUGGUCCAGCUCUGGUCAGCUUGGAGUCCAAGCAGUGCGCCCACACAAGGGCCAGUGUUUGUCACUAUCAUGCUCCUCGCCAGUCUUAACAGCUGCACAAACCCAUGGAUCUACCUGUACUACAGCUAAAACCUCACGGACACUGAUCACCCACCAUUCCUGCUGCUGAAGACUGCAUGGUCAAAG